This is a messenger RNA of Toxotes jaculatrix (banded archerfish), 1587 nucleotides long. RefSeq names its product transmembrane protein 30C (gene cdc50c). The coding region runs from base 161 to 1222 and encodes 353 amino acids. The transcript has 7 exons. Gene Ontology annotation, cellular component: plasma membrane; endoplasmic reticulum; Golgi apparatus. Lineage: Eukaryota; Metazoa; Chordata; Actinopteri; Toxotidae. Gene Ontology annotation, biological process: phospholipid translocation. The record is from RefSeq and is a predicted model, not a curated record.
UGCAGAGUUGUGUGUGUGUGUGUGUGUGCAUGCGCACGCAGGGAGAUAUCGCUGAAAUAAAGAACAGGAAGAGAAGAUAGUGUGGCUUUCUCUUACACAAUUUUUGGCUCUCCCGCUGCGCAGCAAGUUUCUCUCCUGUCCCCAGUCAAAGUUCCCGCUCAUGGGCGAAGUGAAGGGCAAGUCUGGGCCCUUUGGUCGGAGGCCAGACAACUCAGCUUUCAAACAGCAGAGGCUACCUGCUUGGUCUCCUAUGCUGACAGCUAACACUGUGCUGCCUUUCUUCUACUUUAUGGCUCUGAUAUGUAUGCUGCUGGGAGUAUGGCUGCUUCUUACGGUACAGAGCAUACAGGAACUGAAGCUGGACUACACUGAGGCCGGGACAUGUAAUAAAUGUUUUGAAAUGCGCGGAAAUGCGAGCAACGCUUUAAAGAGCUGCACCUGCACAGUGGUAUUUUCAAUUCAGAAACCAUUCAAGGGAGAUGUCUUUUUCUACUACGGCCUCCAAAACUUUCAUCAGAACCUCCGUAGAUACAUGGACUCCAGAGAUGAUGGACAGAUGGUUGGCCGGAAGAAAAACUUAAAGAACCCCAGCUCAUAUUGCAAGCCGUUCGCAGCAGACGAGAAUGGACUCCCCAUUGCCCCCUGCGGCGCCGUGGCCAACAGUAUGUUCAAUGACUCCUUCACUCUGACCUAUCAUGGAUCCAGUGGUCAUUCAGACAAGGUUCCUCUGUUACGGAGAGGCAUCACCUGGUACACCGACAAAAAUGUCAAGUUCCGCAACCCUAAGAUAGACAACUUGACACUGCCUCAAGUGUUUGAAGGCACAGCAAAGCCACUAUACUGGCAGAAGCCAGCGUACGAGCUUGAUCCCAGCGAACCGACCAACAACGGCUUCAUCAAUGAUGACCUGAUUGUAUGGAUGAGGGAGGCAGCCUUCCCCAACUUCAAGAAGCUCUAUGGGAUUUUAUACCGAGCCAAAAAGCCCUUCACUCAGGGGCUUCCUGCAGGGAGUUACAGCAUCGACAUAUCUUACAACUUCCCUGUGCAGUAUUUCCAGGGCAGGAAGGAAGUGGUGCUGACCACGCUGACCUGGUUUGGAGGUCAGAACCAUUUCCUGCCCAUUGCUUACCUAGUAACAAGCAGCCUGAUCCUACUGAUAGCUGUCAUCCUCACGGUGGUCUGGUGGAAGUUCGGAAAGAACGGAAAGAACAUGGAGGAAUGAAGGGUAAGAGGUGUGCUGGGAUGCUGAGGAGUAAAAUGGUGAAUAGAACUCAGCUGAGAAUAGAUCAUUGUUUUGCUGCUUGAGUGGCAAGAACAUUGAUGUGAGCAAAUAAAGGAUAAGGAGAGUGGUUAUAUAUAAAAAAAAAAAAAAAAAAAAAAGAAUGUUAAUUUGGUACAACACCAUAGCAGCAUUUGCAGGAAAACCAAUGAAGAAUUUAGUCUGACAUCUGGAAAUGACUUUCCCUAUCAGCUAAAUGAUCCACAUGUGUGAGGGCAUGAUGUUGUUCUGAGCAACCACUUGUGAAAGCUGGAUGCGUUAGCACAGCAUUCAAGCUUUCUUUACUUGCCGCACUUUUGCAUUUUUUU